AUGACGGAGCCAACCAUAGCUAGAGACUCGGUCGAGGCGCUGUCCACGCAUGCACCGACGACAAUACCAGAAGAGCCGACACCAAGCACGCCCGCCUCGCCUGCCAUACCUCGAGAUUCGGCCUCGUCUGAACCAGGCCCUUCGUCAGAAAUCGCACAUAUAGAGCCGCCUCAAUCGUCGCAGAGCAGACCGCCAGCAGGUCGAUUCAUCGAGAACAUCUCAUCAGACGGAUCGCGUGCGUCCGCCGAGGACGAAGAGGGACAGCCAAUGAGCGCCAGUACAGCGACCCACGACGUGCCGGAGAUGGAGAUGCGCGAUGCGCGAUCCACCAGGACCGGGUCGAUCCUUCGUCGAGGGUCACAGAAGAAGGUCCAGCCAAGUAGGCUGGUUGCUGCAGGAUCGACGUCGCAACACGGUCACGAGUACAUCUCGCCGAGCACAGAGGGGAGUACGCAGCGCGACAGUCCGCAUUUGAACCACCUCAGCUCGCCCUCGGAUGAAGGGCAAACCUCCAGGGCAUUCAAGAAGAUCAAGGGCGAGCGAUUCGACGGACACACGCCUAGCCCUCCUACCAGCAACACUGACAACGAUCACGACAACGACGGCGAGGAAGAGCGGCACCCGGUGCUGGAUGCGCUCUACCCGCUGACCAACUUUAUCGGCUACCGACCGCUGUCGCAUCCGCACACGCCGGCCGAUCGACGAUUAUCCCGCCAUGAUCCGGGAUUCAGUCGGUUUCAUCAUAUCUGCGGCCAGAUCCUCACCUUUGGCCUUCCCGUGUCCGGCUCAACAGGCGAGACCGCACGGUACCGCGAUCCUCACACGGGCAGAAUCGAGUUCGUUCACAUGUAUCGCGACCAGGUUGGGGCGAAAGUGGUCAACUCGAUCCACUCGGUCAUUGCAGCUUGGGUCAUCAUCGCUCUGCUAUCUUUGCUGAGCCGAUCGCCGUUCCACCGUGCGCACAAUGCGCCGCUCAUCAUCGGUGCCUUCGCCACCGAAGCCGUCGUCUCGUUCUACGCCUUCCGCACGCCUCUCGCUCAGCCCAAAAACAUCCUCUUCGGCAACACCAUCUCGGCCAUCAUCGGCGUGGCCAUGACGAAAGCUUUCCAGAGUACGAACUACACCGUCACGGGCGUCUAUGGGAUCGACUGGGCGGUGGCAGCUACGACGGUGGCAGCAGCGCUGUUUGGCAUGCAGAUCCUCGGCUUUACGCAUCCACCAGGUGCAGCAAUAGCAAUCCUGGCGGUGACGAAUCAAGAAACGCACGACCUCGCCUGGUGGUUGGUGCCAAUCGUCAUCUUUGGCUCGCUCAUCGUCAUUGGUUGGGCGAUGAUCAUUAACAAUGUCGGGGGCAGGAGGUACCCGGAGAACUGGUUGUACGCGAACGCGUUCCUCGAGCCGCCCAUCAUUGGGCCGGAAAGGCUGCCGUUCAACAACUCGCCCUGGCACCCGCCAAGGUCGCGGCACGGGCAGAAGAGGAAGAGGGAAAGAGCGGCGGCGGAGCAGGAGAAGGGUUUCUACAGGGUGCCGGAUUCGGGGGCGAGGGUCACACAUGGAUUCGGGUCGUCUGCAAAGACGGCGACUGAAGCUCCGCCCAAGACAGGGGCUGCCGCAGGAGCGACGUCACAGAACACUACAGAAGCGGCAACGGAGAACGAGAAGGUGUCGUUGGGAACGCAAGUCGUUGGUGGAUCUAAGCAGUCGCUAGGCGCAGGAACGAAUAGCAAUGGGGACGAUGGCAGGACGACGAGGGCUUCGCAAGUCACCAAGGUCGAAUCGAUUGAUGCGUCCGCUGUGCCACCGGUCCCGUCAAACAGUACCACGGCGAACGCCGGUAGCAGAGCUGCCCAGCACGCCUUCCCAAUUCACGGACCAACAUCAUCGACAGGCCACUCUGCGACUGCACCGUCAGCAAGCGGCUCCAAAAUGAUCGAACAGGACGCCUCGUUGGUCUCACGAAACAACUCCAAGAGCAGCAAGAAGAGCCGUCGAUCCGUUAUCAUUCACGUCAACGAGAACAGGCGGGCUUCCGCUAGCUCGGCCAGCAAGAUUCCGCCGGUGCCUGCCGUGCAGUGGCGAGGCUCUCAGACCGGUCAUGGAGACGUGUAG
Molecule: messenger RNA, 2109 nt
Organism: Kalmanozyma brasiliensis GHG001
Lineage: Eukaryota; Fungi; Basidiomycota; Ustilaginomycetes; Ustilaginales
Exons: 1
Coding region: 1-2109 (702 amino acids)
Source: RefSeq, a predicted model, not a curated record